AUGAACGCAGGCGGCUCGCUGAUCAUCCUGGCACAAAACCGGCUGGAAAAGCCGUACCACUUCUUGCCUACGGCGCUCACAUUUUCGACAAGCGACGGCUACCAAGAUGUGGAUGUUACAAAUGAGAUGGCUGCGUUCUGCCCUGCCUGCAAGGACAACAGCAGCCUCGUCAACAGCAUCAGGUGGCGGAGCUACUUCACAGGGCCAGUCAAUUGGGUGGGGCUACAUGUAGCGGUACACGUAGCGCAGGCCUGUCCCGUAUCCACUGGACCGGACCAGAAGUGCCAGGCUACAGCUUGGUUCCACCCCUCCGCCUCCGCCAGAUGCACCGCCACCCUGCCGCCACCACGUCAUCCAUCUCUAGCACCACCUCCACAACCGCCACCUCCUCCACUACCACCGCCACCGCCGCCGUCGUUCCCACCACCACCACCACCGCCUCCUCCUCCCCUACCUCUCCCACCAUCCCCAUCACCUACAUCCCAGCCACAUCAUCCUCCUCUCCCACCGCCUCCACCACCGCCACCUCCUCCACCACCACCGCCACCGCCGCCGUCGUUCCCACCACCACCACCACCGCCUCCUCCUCCCCUACCUCUCCCACCAUCCCCAUCACCUACAUCCCAGCCACAUCAUCCUCCUCUCCCACCGCCUCCACCACCGCCACCUCCUCCACCACCACCGCCACCGCCGCCGUCGUUCCCACCACCACCACCACCGCCUCCUCCUCCCCUACCUCUCCCACCAUCCCCAUCACCUACAUCCCAGCCACAUCAUCCUCCUCUACCGCCGCCUCCACCACCGCCAUCUCCUCCACUGCCACCGCCACCGCCGCCGUCGUUUCCACCACCACCACCACCGCCUCCUCCUCCCCUACCUCUCCCACCAUCCCCAUCCCCUACAUCCCAGCCAC
Messenger RNA from Volvox carteri f. nagariensis, 913 nucleotides. RefSeq lists its product as uncharacterized. The annotation marks the transcript as partial. Lineage: Eukaryota; Viridiplantae; Chlorophyta; Chlorophyceae; Chlamydomonadales; Volvocaceae. The record is from RefSeq and is a predicted model, not a curated record. The transcript has 4 exons.